Messenger RNA from Oryzias melastigma (Indian medaka), 2084 nucleotides. RefSeq lists its product as uncharacterized. Gene Ontology annotation, molecular function: DNA-binding transcription factor activity; RNA polymerase II cis-regulatory region sequence-specific DNA binding. Gene Ontology annotation, biological process: regulation of transcription by RNA polymerase II. Lineage: Eukaryota; Metazoa; Chordata; Actinopteri; Beloniformes; Adrianichthyidae. The coding region runs from base 419 to 1738 and encodes 439 amino acids. The record is from RefSeq and is a predicted model, not a curated record. The transcript is spliced from 4 exons.
UUCACCGCAGCUGAAGUCCCAGUGCGCAUGUACAACAAUGAUUACGCUAGUAAAAAAAAACGUCAACUUUGUAGCAUCUUCCAUUUUCUAUCGGCGCUUUCCAGAUUGGCGGGAAUCUCUUUAAUGAGAUCUAAGCAGCACGUUAAUUUGUUUCUUUUAAACGUAUGUUGUUUUAAUAUUGUAGACAUUUAAGAAAACUGAUAUACACAGCUAAGAUAAAAGGGAAGAGAUCCAAAAACAAUUAACCCCGCCCGCGCAAUCUGCAUUGGUGAUAAAACAAACGAACCUCCUCCACUGCCAUCGAUGAAAGCACUAGUCGAGAGCAGAUACGACUCAUUCCCUUAAAUAAUAGUCAAGAUUCGCCGUUUUUCUACUUUUUCUUCGUAUUCUUUGGAGGUGGAACAGGAGAGGUUCCACUAUGAUGGAGAACUGCAGCUUCCAGAACCAGCUGCUGUCCGUCAUGGAGGUUCUGGCCAAGGCUGCGGUGGCGGAGAUAGACCGGCGGGUGGAUGACUGCUGCGCGGUGCUCCGGCUGGAGGUGAGCCAGAGCCGGAGGGACAUCGAGCUGCUGAAGAGCAAAUGUGAGGUGAUGGAGGCAGAGCUGAGGAGGAGCAGGGUGAGGGUCCGGAGGAAAGUGUGGAGCGCUCCUGCAGAGAAGCUCUCCGCUUCCGUCAGGCAAGUUUCUCUGAAGGACGGGCGGGAGGAGGCGGAGCCUCUGGAGCAGCUUCACCAGUGUGCACACCUGGAACCUGGCAACGACACGGAGCGCGUGCAGGUUAAAGAAGAACGUGCGUGGAGGAUGGAGGCUGAGGACAAACAGACCUCUGGAUCAGAGCAGCUUUCAUGCUGCAUGGCUGCACCAAUGGCUCAGACUGAAGAACCUCCAGGAAGCUGUCCGUCACCUGAACACCUACCCAACUCUGAAUCCUCAGCAGCCGGCUACAGCACAUUUCCAGACCAGCAGCAACACGCCCACCAAGAGGAAGCAGAAGUUGUAUUGAAACAUGAGAAAGUGGAAGAGCCCGAGGAGGGCGCCUCGCCGUUCGCUUCGGCCUGCUCUUUUGUUAGCAUGGAAGCCGAAGCCCACCUGUGGCCCACAGAUUUGUGCAGAGAUGCUGGUGAUCCAGGUGUUUCUUUCUCUGGGCAGCAAACCCAGCAGAUUCCCAACACAUUUGCUUCCCAAACCAGCUUGCGUGUGGAAAAUGUAACUCCCAGAAUUCACUCAGCGGAGAAAUCUCAUGCGGUUUUGCUGAGUGCAGCCAGGGUGAAGCGUCGAGCUAGAACUUUUGGAUAUAAGAGGCCCCCUCUGGAUGACAGCGUUUUUGGGAAAUAUUCCAUAGACGCCAGCUUGAUUCCUCAUCCAUCAGAGCAUCCGUACAGAGACGACCCGGCUCUGGCAGCCCCGAGCCCCUCCAUGUCCCACUGCAGCCGCAGCAGUUUCAGCCUGGUGAGGAGGAUGAGGACACCCUGGAGGCCCGGCGUUGGCGAGAAGAGGUUCAGCUGCACGUACUGUGACAAAGGCUUCACCAGGUUCAGUCAGCUGAAAGAACACCUGAGGUGUCACACGGGGGAGAAGCCGUUCAGCUGCACGCAGUGCGGCCGCAGCUUCACCAAACAGUGCAACCUGAUCAGACACGCGGUGGUCCACAGUGGGGAGAAGCCCUACCAAUGCUCGCUGUGCGGGAAGUGCUUCACGCAGCGCUCCAGCCUGACAUCCCACCAGAAAACUGUACACUAGCAUCAAUUCAAUCACGCAUCCUCCCAGAACUCCAUGAACUUUAUUUUGCUUUGUUGUAGACAUGUUUUGUUGUUGUUCGGUGCUAUGCAUUGUAAAUGGAUUUAAGACAAACUGUAGUUUCACAUUCAUGUAAAAAACAUUUUUUAAGCAACAACAGUGUGAAUAGAAAUGCACAAAAACAACAUGUUUGAUUAUUAUUAACAUAAGUUUUAUCAUCAUCGUUAUUGUAAAAAAUCCAGAUAAUUGGGAUAAAUCUCUGUAUGCUGGGCACUAAGUACAGACGAACCUUAAAAAAGUUGUCAACUAUAUGAAUAAAAACCUCCAGACAUAGUUCAUCUUCCUUACA